AUGCAGGCCGGUGGCCGCUCCGCCUGCGCCACCCUGCACUAUGUGUCGAAUUCACCCUGGCAGCUGGCCCGGCCAGUCCGGCAGUUCCUGGCCACCUUCGGCUUCCCGGUCACCUCGCUGCACCUGAAGGCCUUCCAUCUGGGGGACCGGACAUGGCGGUCGCUGCUUCAGCCGCCGGAGCGCGGGAAGUCGGCGGCCAUCUCGUCGCUGCUGGCUCGGCUGCCGCCCCGGCGGCGUGUCCUGCUGAUUGGCGACAGCGGCGAGCGCGAUCCCGAGCUCUAUGCCACCGUGGUCCGGCUGAUUGCCAGCAAGUGCCGGAUUGUGGCGGUGGCCAUCCGCCAUGUGACCGAUGGCAUUGUCCCCGCCACACCGAUCCCAGCCCUGACCAGUGCCUCUCCCUCGUCGGACAACCUGCUUCUCGGCAUGGGGGGCUCCCCUGGGCCGGUGCCGCCCGGGCUGGCGGGGGACUUUGGCCUGCUGCAGACGCCGGUGCUGAGCAGCUCCAUGUCCACCGCCUCGACCGCCGCCGGCAAUGGCCAGGGCAGCUCCCUCGGGGCCGCUCGCGAUCUCGAGGCUCAGGGCUUCAUCCCGGUGUCGAUGCACUUCUCGGUGGCCGAGCCCGUCGGGCCGGCCCCCCCUGCUGGCGGCCAGCUGGCUGGCGCUCCUGCCGAUGCCAAUGACGCCGAUGAAGAUGACGACACCAACACCUCGGACUGGCUGCUGAACACGGCCGACUCGGAGGAGGUGGCCACCCAGUCGCUGGCGGCGGGUGGUGCCGACGAUGACUACCACUCGUCGCCGGACGACGAUGGCGGUCCGGCCACCCCUCCGCGGCGGUCUUCCUUUGGCGGUGGCCCCGGCGGCAGCGCCUCGCUCAUGACGUCUCCCCUGGCCUUGACCUUCUCCCCGCACAAGAUCCUCUUCCCCUCGGCAACCACCAGCGAAGAAGGGGCCACCCCCGACAAGGAGGAGGAUCGGCCGGCCGCCACGCCGGUGGUGGUGGCCACCACCUCCACCCCUGCCGUCGGCUCGGACCCCUCGGGCAGGUCGGAUCCCGGGGCCGGCACCUCCCCGCCGCGGCCUCCGCCCGCGCACUACCAUCCCCCCCAUUUGCUUGGUGGGCUGGUGAGCAUGUCCUCGCCGCCGGUGACCGCCCUCGGGGGCGGCAUGUCCGCAGCAGUGGCCGCCGCCUCGGGGCCCGAAUCGCCCUACUCCGAGGAGGACCUCCUCCGGAGCCUGUCCUCGACCGACACAUCGCUCGACCUGUCGCCGGUGGCCGGCUCGCUUGCCUCCCAGCCGGGGGGCGGAGCUGGGCCGCGCUCGCCGCUGCACCAGCGCCAGGACCUCCCCGAGCCUGGCAACUUGGCGAACGGGGCCCCGGCGGCGGCCCCGUCGUCGACCGCCCCGCCUCGCCUGCCCCCCCGGCCAUCAUCCGCCGGCGGUGCUGCUGCGACCAGCGGCGCGGUGCCCACCUCGGGCGGGGCCCCACCACUGCCCCCGCGCCCGACCGACACCGGCCGUGUGCCGGCCCCGCCGCCGCCUUCACUCCACCGCCCGGGCGGUGGCCCUGCUGCGGCGGCCAGUGCCAGUGCCAGCACCAGCGCCACCAGCCUGGCGGGCCCGCCGGCUCUGUCGGUUUCCGCGUCGCAGGCCCUCGCUCGCGACCGACGCCUCCUGGAGCAGCGCAUGGCCCAGCUCUUCGACCCGCUGGGCGUCACCUGGCUCAUCUUCUCCGACGGAAACGACCUGCGCCAGCACCCGGCUGUGGCUGCCUACCUGCCGAGGGGGGACGACUGCUCGGGUCCGGCCGAACGGCCGAACACCAGCGAUCCCUCUCCGCCCUCCUCCCUACCCUCCUAG
Messenger RNA from Fonticula alba, 1860 nucleotides. RefSeq lists its product as hypothetical. NCBI's taxonomy places the organism in Eukaryota, Rotosphaerida, Fonticulaceae. Gene Ontology annotation, molecular function: phosphatidate phosphatase activity. Bases 1 to 1860 code for a protein of 619 amino acids. The record is from RefSeq and is a predicted model, not a curated record. Gene Ontology annotation, cellular component: actin cortical patch. The transcript is spliced from 2 exons.